Molecule: messenger RNA, 1219 nt
Organism: Carassius auratus (goldfish)
Lineage: Eukaryota; Metazoa; Chordata; Actinopteri; Cypriniformes; Cyprinidae
Product: tumor necrosis factor, alpha-induced protein 8-like protein 2 B
Exons: 3
Coding region: 288-848 (186 amino acids)
Biological process (GO): regulation of apoptotic process
Cellular component (GO): cytoplasm
Source: RefSeq, a predicted model, not a curated record
AUGUCAGCAACUAACACACUGACAGGGUGGAGAGAGAGAUAGAUGAGAGAGGGGGGGCACUCAGGGGUGUGUCUUAUACAUUUAGUCCCUCAAGGAAGUACAAGACAAAUUAUCUUGUUACAGUGGUGUGAGCACAAGACCGAGUUUGUGGAGUAGUUUUCUUUGAUUUCACCUGUCUGAGGAGAUUUUUUCAUCACUCUCACGCUGGAUUUCAACCUGAUCUGAGCGCAGAGGGAGGACAGAGCGACUGAACAGAAGAGGGAGAGUGAACAAGAGAAAAGCCAGACAUGGAGGCGUUCAGCUCCAAGGACAUGGUGCUCAAGGCCCAGAAAAAGAUGCUGAGCCAAAUGGCCAACAAGACUACAGUGCAGAUGUUCAUCGAUGAAACCAGCAGCGAGAUUCUAGAUGAGCUUUACCGUGUGUCAAAGGAGUACACUGGGAACCGCUCAGAGGCCCAGAAAGUGGUGAAAGACCUCAUUAAAGUAGUGGUGAAGAUAGCUGUCCUUUUCAAGCACAAUCGAUUCAAUGAUGAGGAGCUAAAGAUGGCCCAGGAUUUCCAAAAGAAACUGCACCAGGGAGCCAUGACGGCCAUCAGCUUCAACGAGGUAGAUUUCACCUUUGACAAAGCGGUUAUGUCAGAGAUCCUGAAAGAAAGUAGAGACAUGCUUCUGAAGCUUGUAAACACUCACCUCACAGCAAAAUCCCACGGACGCAUCAACCACGUCUUUAACCAUUACGCUGACCCUGAGCUCCUCACCGAGCUUUACAACCCAUCCGGGCCUCUCAAACCCCACCUCACCAAAAUCUGCAACGGGCUUAACAAAUUGCUGGAGGACGGGACGUUAUGAGGAUGGCAAAGCAUUGAAAGACUUUUACAGGAUUGGCAACCACCCGUUAUCUCAGACUGCGUACAAUGCAACCAAAGAAGCAAAAAAGUGACUGACUGAUGGUGUCACACUUCAGUCCAACCCCUGAAAUAGUGUUGCUGUGCUAUUAAUGAAUAUAAGAUCAGUCAUUGGCCUGAUAGUGUUAACACAGCCACUGUUACUACCUAAGUGAGCUCAGAUCAAAUGUACCAUCUGAACAAUUUUUUAAAGCUCUGAGACUCCAGCUGCGUUGGAUAGAGGUUUUCAAGACUACUUUUUUUUUAAUGACGUCUAAACCACUGGGGUUCAGCUACUCUGCUGUAAACUAAAGCAGAAAAUUGUAUUGUUCAAAA